AUGUCCGUAUCCGCGGUCACGAACGAACUCAAGUCUCAGGGUGCCAUUGAAGCUGCUCAAGAUCCCAACAGCUCUGUCACAGCGGAGGAUGCGGAACAUGUCGUGCUAGAAGAGAGCGAGAAGGCUGGCUCUGCAGCUCUCCAUUUCGAUCCCAAUGCCUCGCCAGAGGAAAAGGCCGCGCAAGCACGUUCGCGACAGAACGAUACUAAGCGCCCUGCAAAAGGUGUCGGCGUGGCCACUGAUCUGGACGACGGCACUCCAGACCAAUACGACCUCCCUCCACCACAAUCUGCCGCCGCUGCCGAAGCCGCAAAUGCCCCCCCCCUUGACAAGACUGCCCAAGAUGGAGCCCCUGUCGAGGACGACGUACAGUGGUCGAAGCUUGGAUGGACCCCUCGGUUCGGCUCUGGUGAGACGGAAGAAGAUAAAGAAGAGGGUUCCCUCCUCGACCAUCAAACACUGUUGGAAGGAAAAUUGGAUGAGAAGUUCUUCGGUGACUGGUACCACAAUACUGGCGUUAUAAUCUUCGCUUGCCUAUCGUCAUGGCUAGUCGCACUCUUAGGAGGUGGGCUCGGCUGGGUUUUCAUUAUAAUGGCCACCUGCGGCACCUACUACAGGACCUCAAUCCGACGAGUACGUCGAAACUUCAGAGACGACAUCACUCGAGAGCUUGCAAAAGCGCGCUUGGAGACAGACACGGAGAGUCUUGAAUGGAUGAAUAGCUUCCUCGUCAAGUUCUGGCCCAUCUACGCCCCUCAACUCGCUAAAGGCAUUGUUCAAUCGGUUGACCAAGUCCUGAGUACCUCCACACCUGCCUUUUUGGACAGCAUGAGACUCGAGACGUUCAUUCUAGGUACCAAGCCGCCACGCAUGGAUUUUGUCAAGACAUACCCCAAGAGUGAGGAUGAUAUUGUCAUGAUGGACUGGAAAUUCAGUUUUACCCCAACUGACACCAUGGACAUGACCGCCCGACAGUUGAAGACAAAGAUUAACCCAAAAGUUGUGCUUGAAAUCCGACUCGGGAAGGGCGUGGUCAGCAAAUCUAUGAAGGUUAUUGUUGAAGACUUCGAGUUCUCCGGGCUCAUGCGCGUGCGCAUGAAGCUGCAAAUACCAUUCCCACAUAUCGAAAGGGUUGACAUCUGCUUCCUGGGCCGCCCCACAAUCGAUUAUGUCUGCAAACCUCUUGGUGGAGACACCUUUGGUUUUGACAUCAACUUCAUUCCUGGCCUGGAGUCCUUCAUCACCGAGCAGAUUCAUGGCAACCUUGCGCCCAUGAUGUACGACCCCAACGUCUUUCCCAUUGAGGUGGCCAAAAUGUUGUCGGGCAAUCCAAUUGAUCUUGCCAUUGGAGUCGUUGCAGUAACUCUUCAUAAUGCUCAUGGUCUCAAAAACCCAGAUAAAUUCUCUGGCACCCCUGAUCCAUACACGGUUGUUUCAUUGAAUGGCCAAAAGGAGCUUGGAAGGACCAAGACUAUUCAUGAAGACGCCAAUCCUCGCUGGAACGAAACUUUGUACGUUAUUAUCACGAAUUACACGGAUGCCCUGACGCUACAGGUAUAUGAUUAUAAUGAUGUUCGCAAAGACAAGCACCUUGGGACAGCGACCUUUGCCCUGGACAGGCUUGAGACUGCCACAGAGCAUGAAAAUCUCCACCUGGAGGUGCUGUCUAACGGCAAAUCCAGAGGUGUCAUAUCGGCAGAUGUGCGCUUCUUUCCUGUCAUCGAGUCUGAAAAACUUCCCACAGGUGAAGUUCUUCCACCUCCAGAGUCCAACACAGGUAUUGCUAGAAUCACCAUCGAACAAGCCAAGGAUCUUGAUGGUAGUCGGAGCAUGGUCGGGUCCCUUGACCCCUAUGCUGUUCUCCUCCUUAAUGGCAAGGAGGUUCAUAUUACCAACAAGCUGAAGCGAACCAACAAUCCUGUCUUCUCUGACAAUACUAAGUCUAUUCUGAUCACCGACCGAAAGAGAGCAAGAUUUGGCUUAGUGAUCAAAGACGACCGUGACCUUGCAAAAGACCCGAUUUUGGGCACAUACCAGAUGAAGGUGGACGAUCUUCUGAAAGUAAUGGAUAAGGGUCAAGAAUGGUUCAACCUCCAUGGAACUCCCUCUGCCAAAGCUAAACUGAAGUUGGAAUGGAAACCCGUAGCUCUGAAGGGAGCCAUUGGGUCUGGCGGAUAUGUAACUCCUAUCGGCGUGAUGCGUCUUCACGUCAAGAGUGCAGCGAACCUAAGGAACUUCGAAACCAUGGGCAAGUCCGACCCAUAUGCCCGAGUUCUCCUUUCUGGCAUUCCCAAAGGCCGAACUGUCACCUUCAAAAACGAGCUUAGCCCUAGCUGGGACGAGGUCAUCUAUGUUCCUAUGCAUAGUUCAACUGAACGAUUGACCCUGGAAGUCAUGGAUGAAGAAAAGCUUGGGAAAGAUCGUUCUUUAGGUCUAACUCAGAUUGCCGUGUCGGACUACAUCAAGGAAAGUGAGGAGGGAGGUUACGAGGUCCAUGAGAUAACUGAAUUGACCUCAGGUCUUCGUCUGGGAGGAGCAGGACAAGAGAAAGGGACUGUAACCUACUCGGUCUCAUUCUACCCAACCUUGAACGUGGUAGACCCAGAUGAGGAGGAAGAAGAUCGCAAAGCUGAAGCGGAGAUGGAAUCUGUUCCUGCGACACCUAUCUCGACACACAGCAAGAAAUCUUCGGUUGAUGUCAAAACCUCCCUUGAUGUCUCUAGGCAAAGUAUUGACCAACGUAAGAGUCUUGAAAGCGGACAGCGGCUUGGCUCCGUCAAUGGAGCCUCUCCCUCUAUCAAUGGGUCGACGGUGUCGGCAAAGAAGGAAGCUCCCAAAAUCAGAAUUUCAGUGGAAGAUCUGCCCAAAUAUGAGUCUGGGCUCGUUGUUUUCAACAUCGUUGAGGGCUCAUUCUCCAAGACUGACCUGAGACUGGAGGUUCUGAUGGAUGACCAACUAUUCCCGAGCUACGUCUCAUCAAAGGUCCGAACAAGAGAGCAUCAUUUCGGAGAAACCGGCGAUGCCAUGGUCCGUGAGUUGGACAUGUCCCGAAUCACUUUGCGACUGGUGGAAAAAACUGAAAAGGACGGCAAGCAAGACGAAGACGACAUUAUUGCCAAACUGCAAGGCCCCACUCUACUGACAUUGCAGCAGUGCUUGUAUAAGCCGACUGCUCUGACAUUGAAGAGCGACAGGGGUGGAAUCAAUAAAGUGGUGGUUGAGUUGAAAUACCUACCUGUGAAGAUGCAACUUGAUCCCAGUGAAAGUAUCAACAAUAUGGGGACUUUGCGUGUGGAUGUCUUGGAUGCAGCAGAUCUUCCAUCUGCUGAUCGAAAUGGGUUCAGUGAUCCGUACUGCAAAUUCAAGCUCAAUGGCAAGGAGGUAUACAAGACAAAGACGCAGAAGAAAACACUGCAUCCAGCCUGGAAUGAAUUUUUCGAAGUUCAGGUUCCCUCUCGGACAGCGGCCGAUUUCAAGGUUGAUGUUUACGAUUGGGAUUUUGGCGAUAAAGCAGACUUCCUUGGCGCCACUGCAAUCGACCUAAAAAUACUCGAACCUUUCCAACCCAGGGAAAUUCAUUACCCAUUAGAUGGGAAAUCAGGUGUGAUUCGACUGAAAAUGCUAUUCAAACCCGACUACAUCACCCGAUCACGUCAAGGAACCUCGACCUUUUCAGGAACAUUUGCACCGGCCGGCAAGGUGAUUGGCGCUCCUGUAAAGGGAGUUGGAAAAGUGGGUGGAGGUGUUGUGAAAGGUGCAUCGUUCAUCAAGCGAGGGAUCCUCGGCAGGAGUGGCAGCAAGGACGAAUCUCCUCGAAGUGAUACAAAUGGGUCCCUCACCACUGACGAUGUAGUCGCAGAAAGCCCAACCGCGGCGACGCCGACCAAAGCCAGCCAACUUGCUGAGAGUGCGGCAUCGCCUGUCACGCCUACGCUGCAUUCACGCUCCAAGAGCAACCAGUCAUCAAUGACUGCAAACGGUGUCAAAGGCACCAGUGAAUCGGGCACGGGGAAUUUCAUCGUUGUUUCGGCGACAGGUUAUCCGCCCAAGGCAGAUGUCCAAGUGCUGUUCAAGCUGGCGGGAGGUAAAGGUAAAGACCUUUUCAAGACGAAGGCCAUCAAAUCCAGUUCGGGGUCGGUGGAGUUUGACACGAGUCAUGAAAACUUCAAGGUGCCUUGCUCACCUGACGCACAAUUCCAGAUCGUGGUGAAGGAUCAUGAUACCUUCCGAUCCAAAGAUCUCGGCGAAGCUCUGUUUUUUAUUUCCGACCAGGGAGCAGGGUCGGAGCAGACGGUCAAAGCUGGAGUGGGAAGUGUCACAAUCCGAAGCAGCUUCACUCCCGGAACUGGAAGUUAUUCGGACAGCCUCAGGCCGGCAACCAGCGGUCGAGACAGCCCCGACUCUAGGCGCGAGGGUCGACGAAGCUUCUUUGGAAGGCGAGACGUCAGCGGAAAACAUGAGGCACAAUAG
Molecule: messenger RNA, 4470 nt
Organism: Exophiala aquamarina CBS 119918
Lineage: Eukaryota; Fungi; Ascomycota; Eurotiomycetes; Chaetothyriales; Herpotrichiellaceae
Exons: 5
Coding region: 1-4470 (1489 amino acids)
Molecular function (GO): lipid binding
Source: RefSeq, a predicted model, not a curated record